Sorex araneus (European shrew) is the source of this 468-nucleotide messenger RNA. Its product is annotated as placenta-specific gene 8 protein-like. Lineage: Eukaryota; Metazoa; Chordata; Mammalia; Eulipotyphla; Soricidae. Bases 67 to 396 code for a protein of 109 amino acids. The transcript has 5 exons. The record is from RefSeq and is a predicted model, not a curated record. Gene Ontology annotation, biological process: positive regulation of transcription by RNA polymerase II.
CAGGCCCCGGCUGCUGCCUGCCUGCCCUGAGUGUGCGGAAGUGCCGUUUUGAACUUGACCUGAAACAUGAACCCAAUCGUCACUCAGCCGGGCUUUGGCAUGGGCGCCCCCAUGUCCAGUGACUGGCAGACGGGCGCCUUCGACUGCUGCAGCGACAUGGGCGUGUGCCUCUGCGGGACCUUCUGCGCGCUGUGCCUGUCGUGCCAGAUCGCCUCCGACAUGAACGAGUGCUGCCUGUGCGGGGCCAGCGUGGCCAUGAGGACCCUGUACCGCACCCGCUACGGCAUCCCGGGAUCUAUUUGCAAUGACUUCUUAAUGCUGGCAUUUUGCCCUAACUGCGCCCUUUGUCAACUCAAGCGAGAUAUCAACAGAAGAAAGACAAUGAGUACUUUUUAAAAGGUUCUCGAUGAAACGCGGAAUGGGGAAAGAAGGCUGAAGUGAAGUUCCAACGCUGUUCAUGCUAUUUCC